This is a messenger RNA of Dendrobium catenatum, 3836 nucleotides long. Its product is annotated as bromodomain-containing protein DDB_G0270170. Lineage: Eukaryota; Viridiplantae; Streptophyta; Magnoliopsida; Asparagales; Orchidaceae. Bases 106 to 3192 code for a protein of 1028 amino acids. Gene Ontology annotation, molecular function: protein binding. The transcript is spliced from 9 exons. The record is from RefSeq and is a predicted model, not a curated record.
AAUUAAAAAAGGCCGCUAAAGCUGGAAGAUAGAGGAGAGAGAAAGACAGAGAGAGAAAAGUAAACAGCUUGCAAGAGAGAGAAGAGUGAGCACAGAAGAGAGAUAAUGAUGGCGAAGCCGGCGGCGACCAAGAUUCGUCUGGGAAACAAGCACAACGGGCGACCUCCUCGUCCCGAUCCCCCUCUUCUUCGUCACCUGCCGCCUCCUCCGCCGCCUGAGACUCGCCGUAGACGUAGUCUUCGUCCCCGGAGGCGGCGGCAGCUGUCCGAGGGCACUGCCUACGAGUUUGACCACGAAGAAGAAGAAGAAGAAGAGGAGGAGCGCGGCCUGAAGAAGCUACGCUUGGUCGUUAAGCUGCCUCGUUCACCCGCCGGCAGGCCUGGCCGGGCGGCGGCUGUCAGUACGGCCUCCUCCUCGUCGUCGUCCUCCCCUUCGCCCUCACCGGCCUCGUCCUCCUCUUCGUCGUAUGCGGACGAGGAUGAGCUUGGCGUGAACGGAGAUGAUGAAGUCGAGCCCGUCAAGCCCCCUAAAAAGCGGCGGAUCGACCGCUGCGGCGAUGCUGCGGCAGUCGCCGUGUGUAGAUCCGGCUAUCAUGAGGAAAGCAAGAAAAAUGCAUUCAGAAGAUCAUCAGGCGAUGGUUCUGGUUAUUUUCCAUCUUCGUGGAACGGAACUCCAAUGCCGGAGAAGAAGGUGCUGGAGUUAAUUCUACUUAAGCUCCAAAGGAAGGAUACAUAUAAUGCAUUUGCGGAUCCUGUGGAUCCCGAAGAGCUUCCCGACUAUCAUGAUGUCAUUGAGCAUCCAAUGGAUUUUGGGACUGUAAGGAAAAAGCUGGGCAGAGGUGCUUACCGUUCCUUUGAGCAGUUUGAGGAUGAUGUUUUGCUAAUUUGCAGCAAUGCAAUGCAAUAUAAUGCACCAGACACCGUUUACUUCAGACAAGCAUGUGCUAUACAAGACCUGGCAAGGAAAAAGUUUCAGUGUGUUAGAGAGAAUGUAAAACACAAAGAAAUUGAACAAACUGAGCACAGGUCCAAAGAGAAAGCCAGUUUAACUCCCAUGGAAAAAAAGAUUACACGGACCUUGCGCAGUGACAAGAUCCAGCACAAGGCUGUGGUGGAGCCUAUUGUAUCUGAUAUCUCCUCUGGUGCCACUCUUGCCUCUGCCGGCGAUACCUCUACUGGCUUGAGCACAGUGAAUGGCGUCGAGAAGUUUGUCGCUGUUAAUGAACUUCUGGAUGCUAGUUCUUCGCUGGAGGGGAGCAAACAAGAGAAGUGCGGUGCUGUUAAUGGACUUCUAGAUGCUAGUUCUUCUCUGGAGGAGAGCAAACAAGAGAAGUCCGUUGCUGUAAAUGGACUUCUAGAUGCUAGUUCUUCUCUGAGGGUGAGCGAACAAGAGAAGCCUGUUGCUGUUCAUGGUCUUGUAGAUGCUAGUUCUACUCUGAGGGAGAGCAAGCAAGAGAAGGCUGCCACUGUUAAUGAACUUAUAGAUGCUAGUUCUUCUCUUGGGGAGAGCAAACAAGAUAAAGGAGAUGACUUUUCAGCUAAGUGCUCCCCCUCCAAGAUCGGUCGAAAACCAGCACCUAUCGAUGAAAAUCGACGGGCAACUUAUAGCACAAGUCUACAGCAAAAAUCUAUGGUCGAGUCUGAUUUUGUGCUCGAUCUCUUCGACGAUGAGCAAAAACAGCUGGUUCCUGUUGGACUUGAUUCUGAGCAUUCUUAUGCUAGGAGCCUUGCACGGUUUACUGCUUCUCUUGGGCCUGUGGCCUGGGAAAUAGUGUCCAAAAAGAUUGAAAAAGCCUUACCUCCUGGGAUAAAAUUUGGGCCAGGAUGGGUUGGAGAAUAUGAGCCACUUCCCACUCCUUUUCUUUCUGUUGGAAACUGCAAUCCGCAGCUUACUAACAAAUCAACCUCAUUUUCAAGGACAGCCACAAAUGAUAAGGUUGCUGAAAUGAAAUCAAAGAAUGGACAGACUCCCAGUUCUGAUAACAUAGAGUUACUUGUCAAGAAACGAAUGACCUCUAAAGCCCCCAGAAAAGCACCUAAUUCUGGUAAGAUUAUCUCCUGUGAGAAUUCAGGAGAUCAAAAGCCGAGGUUUCUUGGUGUUGAUGGCACAGCAAAAUCCAAAAUCAAUGGCACAGUUGGGCUGAAACAGUGCAGUGAUUCCAGUAACAUAAACAUUGGUGUCAAUAGUCAGAUGAUGAAUAACAGAAGCUUAUCUAUAGCUUCUGUUCGUGUAAAGGAGGAAACCCCGUGCGACGAUAUUGCAGAGAGGAAGCAAGAAGUGAUUCGCACCAAUGACCAAAUGAAUUCUCAUCAGCUGAAAAAUCAAACCACAGCAGAUUUUCCCAAGGCUUUCACAAAUGCUUUGCCACAAGCCCUUUCGGGGUCUACGGGCAAUCCCUCCAAUAAAGCAGCACAUACUAGCUUUCCUGGAAGUUUUUCUAGGGAGAACAGCCAUAUGCAGACUGAAACCCAUAAAGUAUUCCAAGCAGUAUCAUCACAGAAUCUCAAUACUGCUCCAGAAAUUGGUAUAAGAGGUUCAAAUAAUUGUUUGGCUUUCAUCUCAAGCAAUCAAACUGGAGUAAACUAUGGUGUUGGUCGUGCUAAUAAUCAUGAUCAGGUUUCUAAUUAUCCCUUCAAGUUGGCCAGUUUUCCGGGGAAGGUUAGCAACCAACAGAACUUUGUCACUAGUGGCACUAGUCAUGUAGAACAAUCCACGACAAUAGUUCCACCACUUACCAAGGAGAAUUUUAGUCCAGCAACAUCUGCAGCUGCAAAAGCAUGGAUGUCAGUUGGAACCUCUGGCCAGUGGAAAUCAGUUGAUAGUAAAAACACUUUAGAAAAGCCAAGCAUUUCUUCUCCUUUCUGCAACUCUCCUACUUGGAAACCCCCUGUUUCUGCUUCUCAGUUUAAUGGAUAUUCUAUAGUACGACCUGCAAAUUUGCCCUUACAGGUAGAGGCCUCGCAAGUUAAAAAUAGAGGCCUAGUUAUUUUCCCACAGUUGAUUCCGACAGAUUUAUCAAAAUAUCAGAAUCAUCCAUCUUGGCAACUUUCCAGUCCUCAAACUCAGAGCAAGCAGAGAGACAAUCUUCCUCCAGAUCUGAAUAUUGGAUACCAAGCCCCAACAUCCCCAAUUCAGCCUUCUUCAAGUCUGGCUAUGGAUUCUCAGCAUCCGGACUUAGCUUUGCAGCUGUGAAAACAUUGGAAGCCUCAUUAUAACAUCUUGCAUCUGUUCACGGUGGAGAGAUCUAAGGAUUCAGGAGCUGAGGGAUUUUGUUUACUGCAACAAUUUGGUGCUGGUUGGAAAUUUCCAGGAAAAAUUGCCAGUAAUCUUGGAGAUGAGUUCUGCUUCGCAGAGACUCUGUAAGACCAAUCGCUUGCAGUUUGGGCUGUUUUAAAUUGAUUAAGGCUUCGUUUGGGACGGUUUUCUUACUGCUUCUUAAAGCGGCUUUCUUGUAUAAAAAAAUUAAUUUUUGUACUAGAAAGCAGCUUUAAGAAACAAUAAAAAGACCUAAAUGGUCAAAGCUUCCUAAAAUUGAAGUGUUGCACCUAAGAGAUGGGAAGAACUGACUUUUGCUCAUAGAAAUUGGGCAAAAUGGGGUUGUCAGAGUUGGAAAUUUCAUGCAGAUCUGAUUCCAGCAAUUGGUUUCCAUCAAUUGUUUUUUUCAUGGGAAUCCUUGUAUAUCAGAUUAGGACAAUAAAUCCUGUUCUUAUGGUUAGGUUUCUCUUCUUUUUGGCUGCAGACUUUGCUGCACAUGUCUUUGACACAUCUAGUUCUGGUAAUGUAUAUUUAUCCUUUGGAUCAUUGAUAUAGCUCAAAUGAAUUGCUUUUUAUUCCAC